This is a messenger RNA of Xylaria bambusicola, 2796 nucleotides long. RefSeq names its product pyridoxal phosphate-dependent transferase. The transcript is spliced from 2 exons. Bases 1 to 2796 code for a protein of 931 amino acids. The record is from RefSeq and is a predicted model, not a curated record. Lineage: Eukaryota; Fungi; Ascomycota; Sordariomycetes; Xylariales; Xylariaceae.
AUGAAUUCAACUUGUCUCCCGCCCAUGUCUCCGUUCAAGUCACUGGACAAGUGUGACACCGGACCGACUAAUUCAAUUCUUGACGCCACUACGGCCAUGUUAGAAAGCUUUGGCGAUUGGCAAAUCCGUUCUGAUAUCGUUUACCUUGACAACGGCGCAUUUGGUGCUUGUCCCACGAUUGUGGUUGAACAGCAGCAACAUAUCCGACGGUGGAUUGAGGAGAAUCCUCACGAAUUCUUUGAGCGAAAUUACAUAAAGUCGUGGGAGAGCAGUAGAAAAGUUCUAGCCAGUUUUCUGCAUGCCGAUGCGGCGGACAUAGUGUUCACUCCUGGGGCGACACAUGGAAUGAAUGUGGUGAUUCAGAGCCUGAAUCUAGAUAGUGGUGAUGAGAUAAUCACUACAAACCAUGCCUACAGCUCUGUUCGGCUUGUACUUGACCACAUAGCCGAGAAACUCGGCGCGACGGUUGUCGUUGUCGAUAUUCCCCUGGAGGUACCUGGACCAGACGCUCUGCUACAGCGGAUUCUAUCUAGUGUCACGCCUCGAACGCGGUUUGCGAUAAUAGACCACGUUCCCAGCAGAUCCGGAUUAAUAUUCCCGAUAAAGGAGAUAGUCAGCGAACUUGCUAGUCUGAACAUUGAUACACUAGUGGACGGCGCACAUGCACCAGGCAUGAUCCCUCUCGACGUCACCGACAUCAACGCGGCAUAUUAUGUCGCAAACUGCCAUAAGUGGAUGUGCGUGCCACGUGGGGUUGGCUUUCUUCAUGUUCGACGGGAUCGAGUGCAGAACAUUAAACCGGUGGUCAUUGCUCGAUCACCAUUCGUCGUGAAUAAAUCCAAGCAUUCACAUCUGGAGCAUAGCUUCGGCUGGAUGGGAACCUACUGCCCUUCUGCCCUCCUAACUUUGCCUACGUCUAUCUCCUAUCUCAGGACUGUCCUUCCAGGGGGCUAUAAUGGCUUGAUAUCCAGAAAUCAUGACCUCACAGUUCUUGCGCGGAGAAUUGUUUGCAGGACUCUAGGCAUCCCCCUCCCAUGUCCCGACAACAUGAUUGGUGCCAUGGCUACUAUCCCACUUCCCGACUCUCCCGGGCCGGAGCAGGAGGGAAUGUUGCCAAUCCAACAAAUUCUAUGGAAAGAGCAUGGGAUAAUAAUCCCUAUUUACUCCUGGCCAGCUUAUCCAAAGAGGGUGAUGAGAUUAUCUGUUCAAGCUUAUAAUUACUUGGAUCAGUAUCUCCGACUCGCCAACUGUCUCCGCUCUGUCUUGCAUAAUGAAAGACUUACCGUGCAAAAGACCCUGAACACAUGGCCACUUAAGUCCUUGAAGCAACCAGACGCUUGGGGAAACACCAAAGAGCAUGCAUCCACGGAAUACGCCUCGGCCUGUGGACACGCUGCCGAAAGCGGGGUCAACAGUAUUGACUGUCUAACCACGCCGCAUGACGACAUUGAAAACCCGACGGUCUGGACUCUUGUAACACUAGCCCAGUCCAGAGUCCGGAGAAUCAUGCAUGGCAUUUUCAACUCCUACCCCGUGUCUCUCUAUCCUACCGCUGGAGAAAAUGAGACGCUGGCUGGCACAGCAAGUUCGUCCCAUGCCAACUUAGAGUUGUCUAGGGUCACAUACAUGCUGAGUACUUUUAAGCGACGUAGACUUCCAAAGCUAAUGGCCCCCGUUAUUGCUCGUUUACUUGAGGCCGAAGACGUAGUUGGAAGCUGGGCCGACUCGGUAGAUGUUCUACGAAAUCAAGCCCAGAUAUUAACCCGCGCUAUGGUAUCUGAAAUGGAUGCUCCUCGAACGCCGAACGAGUAUUCAGCUGACGCUAAUAAGUUCGUUCAAAAAGUAGCAAUAUAUGAACCAGAAAGUCACGAUAGAAACCUGAGUCUGACAUUCUGGCUUCGAGCAUUAGCGGACUUCACCGUGAAAGGCCAAUGGUCUCUCGCACGCAUCACCUCGUUUCUGCAAAUUCAUGCUUUCCUCAAAGAUCCAGUUGGUGGGCUACGCAGUGACUUCGUCAUCCAGAGAGAACUAUAUUCCCUCCUUUUCAACAAGCUUAAGCCGGAUUUUGAAGACAUUAAGCAUAGCCAAACAGUCUUGCAGGAGGUCGUCGCGCAGUUGGCUCUUGAAUCGUCGUUCUUAUCACAGCCCCUCAUCCGCGAUACUGCCUAUGUUCAUUUCAUAGAUGAUCAGCAGCUUGUGUACAGCUAUGUCGAUAUAGACAACUUAGCGAGGUCCGAAUUUUCGUGUACAGAUAUCGUUAUUGGAAUGAUUCAGGACAUUAUCGGCAACGCGAGUCGAGACGAAUGUUUGAUUGCGCCUAUCACUGUAGCCAGCAGCUAUCCAGUCUGCUCUAGCCAUAACGGGCGCCCGGUCAUCAUCGAUGGUAACAACCGCACUACGACUAUUGCAUUCUUAAGAUUUGUCUCCAACUACGGAGUACCCAAAUCUGAAGAGAUGGGUAGUAUUCAGGAACACUGCCGAGAUUAUGGACUCGGGCCAGUCUGCUUUGUAGAUUUCUGCAAAGUACUGAGCGCGCUUUGGCAAAGCUACCCGAAUAUCAUUGAACAGCUCAGACGGCCUGAGAAUGUGGCCUUGUUCCGCAAAGUACGGCAACUGCCAGCUCUAGUUACUGAGGAAUCGUCAUUUUUCACAAAGACACUGCUGGAUGUUGAAGAGAGCGUAUUACAGCCAGUCCACCAAAGUAUUUUUGCUACGGACGAUCUGUUGGUGGCAUUUCCGGGAAAGAUGCAAAGCCAUGGCCGAGCUAGAGGAUUCAUGGCGAUGCCAAUUCGUUAA